Egretta garzetta (little egret) is the source of this 4415-nucleotide messenger RNA. It is a transcript of the gene TSPOAP1, whose product is annotated as TSPO associated protein 1. The transcript is spliced from 18 exons. The coding region runs from base 406 to 4242 and encodes 1278 amino acids. Gene Ontology annotation, molecular function: protein binding. Lineage: Eukaryota; Metazoa; Chordata; Aves; Pelecaniformes; Ardeidae. The record is from RefSeq and is a predicted model, not a curated record. Gene Ontology annotation, biological process: neuromuscular synaptic transmission.
GAACCAGGUGUGCAUCCGCUGGGACCUGCCUCUGAAGGACAUGAAAAUUUCCCUCCCAAAAAUGCAAUAACAGACCAAGAGAGCAGUCAACAGAUAGAGCAGCUGGAAUUUGAACUCAAGAAAAAGCGCAAAAAAUGUGAAAACCUUGAGCAUGAAGUGAGGAAAAAGCAUAAAAGAUGCAAAGAACUGGAGAUCCAGCUGCAGGAGGUACAAAGUGAAAAUGCGCGACUGGCCGAAGAGAACUUGCAGCUGAACGAGAAGGCUGGAUGGGCAGAACAGGUUGAAUCUGAGAAUGCUGACCUGAAAUUGCAGGUUGUUUUGGUUACUAAGGAACGGGAUUCAGUAAUUCAGACGAAUCAAGGACUCCAAACCAAGCUGGAGAAUCUAGAGCAGGUGCUGAAGCACAUGAGAAAUGUGGCUGAGCGAAGGCAGCAGCUGGAGGUCGAGCACAAGGAAGCGCUGCUAGUCCUGCAGGAGAAGCAAGAGGAAGUCAGACGGUUGCAGCAGGCACAGGCAGAGGCAAAAAGAGAACAUGAAGGAGCAGUACAGCUUCUAGAGGCCCGUGUGAAAGAUCUAGAAGACCAGUGUCGCAGUCAAACAGAGCAGUUCAGCCUCCUGUCUCAGGAACUCAAACAAUUCCGACUUCAAACAGGAAAAAUCGACCUUCUCACCUCUACGCUGGUGACUUCUGAGCUUCCUCUUGCUCUUUGCAGCUCUACCCCACAGCCCCACUGGGAGAAGGAAUCGACUGGUCCUGGAUUGCUCACUCACCAGAGCACAAAGAAGGUUCACAAUGAAGAGACUGAUGGGUUGGAGUUGUCACAGCGGGUGCCUGAUGCCACUGUUGGCUCCCCAGUCACUGCUACCAGUUCUCAGAAACAAGCCAAGAAAGUGGAAUCUCAGUCAAACUCUUCAAAAUCAGAAUCCAUGCAGAACAGUCCAAAAUCCUGCCCAACUCCAGAGGUGGACACUGCAAGUGAAAUGGAAGAACUGGAUGUUGACAGUAUCUCUCUAAUGCCAGAGCCCGGCAGCCAAGGCCCUGCAAAGCUCCAGGUGUUCUUAGCUCGAUACAGCUACAAUCCUUUUGAUGGACCUAAUGAAAAUCCAGAGGCAGAGCUUCCACUGACUGCAGGAGAAUAUAUUUACAUCUAUGGAGACAUGGAUGAAGAUGGCUUCUUUGAAGGGGAGCUGAUGGAUGGUCGGCGAGGGCUGGUCCCCUCCAAUUUUGUUGAGCGAGUUUCAGAUGAUGACCUCAUGACGUUUCUGCCUUCGGAGCUGAAUGAUCUCACCCAUAGUUCAUACCAGGAGAAAAGUUUUGUCAGUGCAAGCACCAGCAGUGGAGAUAAGAGUGAUUUCUCCAUUGAAGAGAGUAGCAUCAGUCCGUUGGCCAGUAGAGCAGAAGGAGACCAGGAGGAACCUGUUAGUCAUACAGCAGUGCCUUACCCAAGAAAAUUGACUUUGAUCAAGCAGCUUGCCAGAAGCAUAGUUGUAGGCUGGGAACCACCACUUUUGCCAGCUGGCUGCCCAGACAUACAAAGCUACAACAUCUAUGUGGAUGAAGAGCUACGUCAAAAUGUGAAGAGUGGCUUCCAGACCAAAGCAGUGAUUGAAAAGCUGGAUUUAAAGACAAAGGCCUACCGUGUGUCUGUGCAGACUGUGACAGAGCAAGGCAGUUCUGAUAAGCUGCGAUGCACUUUCUUUGUGGGGCAAGAUUUGUGUGUGGCACCAACUAUGCUGAAAGUCCGAAGUGUCACUGCCACGUCAGCAGAGGUCACGUGGCUUCCCUGCAACAGCAAUUACAACCACGCGGUGUAUCUCAAUGGGGAGGAAUGUGACAUAACAAAACCUGGGGUCUACUGGUACACCUUCCGCAACCUGCAGCCGAGCACUCAGUAUGUUGCCAAGCUGGAGGCACGGCCCCUGAAAACACCUUGGGAAGAGGCCCCAGAGGGGCAGGAGCAGGAUUCAGCUGUGAUACACUUCACUACCCCGCUAGCAGGCACACCUGAUGCUCCUUUGGAUGUCCAGGUAGAAGCUGGUCCCUCACCAGGUAUCCUCGUUAUCAGCUGGUUACCGGUCACCAUUGAUGCCGAAGGAUCUUCCAAUGGAGUUCGAGUCACCGGUUAUGCUGUGUAUGCGGAUGGACAGAAGGCAAUAGAAGUUACUUCUCCAACAGCUGGGAGUGUCCUGGUGGACUUAUCCCAGCUUCAGAUGUUCCAGGUGUGCCGGGAGGUUUCUGUGAGAACGAUGUCUCUGUACGGGGAGUCGGUGGAUUCAGUUUUUUCAGAUUCUGCUGUUUCUACCACUUUUACCUCUAGACUGCCCCGUGGAGAGCCCAAGGUCUCUCUGCCUGCACGCAGCCCACCCAUGCACCAGAUGGCUGCACUCUUGCUUCGACAAAAAGUUCCCACUGAUAGCUCAGAUGCCAAAUUGACUGAUCUCUCCUUCAGCCACAACAGCUCAGCACAAUCUCUGCCAGAGAAAGCCUCUUCACCGCUGCACCUCUCCUCCCCCAGUGCUUCCUUGGUGCAGGUUUUAGGCGCUUCCUCAGAGGGAUCGGACACUGCACAGGACAAGAAAUGCCUGACUGUGCCUCCUCAGCAAGCUGGCAGCACAGUGCUCCCUGGUGAGGGCGCGGAGCCUGUCCCUUCAAGGGAAGCAGAAUUUCAAGGCAAAGGGAUGGAGGUGCAGGUGGAGCAAUCCGUAACUAAAGCACCAGAGCUGGAAAGCCUGUCUGACAGUAGUCUGAAGAUACAUAUGGAGACCUGCCAUGCAUGCUCCAUGGAAGAAUCACCAAAAGGUCCCAGUGCUGAAAGAGAGAAAGAGGCAAAGGAGAAGCACUUGAGCCCAGAGCCUCUGCUCUCCCCCAGCCAGGCUGAGGGGACAGAGGGCACCUUCCAAGACACAAGCGUGGGUGGGAGCAGCUGCCAGGAGUUCCCAAGGUUGUCCCCUGGCAAGGAGGUGAUGAAAGAAAUGUCCAGAGUGAAGAGAGAGCAAGAAGAAAAAAUGUCUGAAAUGGGAAGACGACAGCUGACCCUUUUUGCUGAGCACAACCGUAGUUCUGACCUUUCAGAUAUUUUGGAAGAGGAAGAAGAAGAUGAGCUGUCUUCAGAAGCUCUGGAAGAGAAGAAAUGGGACCAGAGAGAGCAGUGUUACCGGGAGAAUGGGGAGAAGAUGGAUCUUUGCGAUACUGACAGCGAUGAGGAGAUUCUGGAGAGGAUACUAGAGCUCCCGCUUCAGAAGAACCACAGCAAGAAAUUGUUUAGCAUCCCUGAAGUGACUGAGGAUGAGGAUGAAGAUGAGGAUGAGAAGUGUAUUAUGGAGGAAAAGGCAGACCCUCAAGACUCCUUGGAAAAGCUUACCUACUAUUCAGGAAGGACAGAGAAGCCGCUCAACAUCAAGGAGCCAUUUCUAAAGGCAGAUGGGAGUAAUACCUCCACAGAUCUGUCUGCUCAGACUCCGUGGGAGGAGCAUGGUGUUAAGGAGAGCAGAGGGGAUGCUGACCAUGCAAACCCUGCCUUUGUCCAGCUGGCCUGGAGUCAAAAGAAGGCAAACUGGAACUGGGGCUAUCAGGAGAAUGAUCAGAAGUCUGGGACUGGGGCAAGUCCCACUUGGAGCAAGAAGAAGGGAAAUAAUUAUCGAGAGAAGAUCCGGAGUCGGCCUGAGAUGGGUAGGAAGAGACAGAAUAAUUUGACAGAGCACUGCAGUCGUCUGCUGGGCAACUGCAGUCAGAUGGGAGGCGGGUUAUACAGAGCUCCUAGCCUCAGGGAAGAGCUGAACAUUGUAAGCAGUGCUGGUGGUAAGGAGGGCUUUGAUGUGUACAGUCGUGCCAGACAAGGAACCUUACGAAAAAAACACAUGAAAACAGUGGUUUCAGGGUUUGCAGAACCUGCUGUAUCGGCAACACACUGCUACAGCCCCAGGAGCCUGGAGAUAGAUAUUGAAUAUGACUCUGAAGAUGAUCAGGAUUCGACCUGUGCAUCCCCCCCUGAGAGCAGGCUGUGGCCAGAAAGGUCCCAGAGCUGUCAGGGGGACUGGAGUGAUUGCUCCAGUCAGUCUGAGGUUGCCCACACAGAUAGCAGAAGGGACCUGACCCAACUGGAGACGAUGGAAGAGCAGGGUAUGGAGUGGGCUGGGUCUCCGAGCCAGCGCCUGCGAUUCUUCUGCCAGGAGAAGGAAGCACUGAGAUGUGAGAGCAGAUCUGAGGAGCAGGGCUGGGAGCUGGACUGCGUCCAGUCAUAAAGAUCCUAGGGGCCAGGAGCUGCCUGGCGCAGCUGCCUGGCAGGCUCCCAGCAGAAGACGGAACAAGAGCGUAAGAAGCAGCCAAACACAGAAACCUUUGCUCUCUAGUCCAGGUGUGUGGAGACAAGGAUGCUGAUGGCUUUUACAGGGGUGAAUGUGCAGGAAGGGAGGGG